GCCACACAGCACACGCGAUCCCCCCGGACACCAGCCAGCGGGCGGCGCCGCAUAAAGGAGUCGCGUGCUGCGCCCGUGCGGAACCCUAGUCAGCCGGAUCGCUGCGUCGCUCCGCCUCCUCCUCGGCCUCCCACCCUCGCGCGGCGCCUUCCUCGGUUCUUCGGUCCAGCUUGGGAGAUGUCGGACUCCGAGGAGCACCAUUUCGAGUCGAAGGCCGACGCCGGAGCGUCCAAGACUUACCCGCAGCAGGCCGGCACCAUCCGCAAGAACGGCUACCUCGUCAUCAAGGGCCGCCCGUGCAAGGUGGUUGAGGUCUCCACUUCCAAGACAGGGAAGCAUGGUCACGCGAAAUGCCACUUCGUGGCCAUUGACAUUUUCAACGGAAAGAAGCUUGAGGAUAUUGUGCCCUCUUCCCAUAACUGUGAUGUGCCCCAUGUCAACCGUACUGACUACCAGCUGAUUGACAUAUCUGAAGAUGGAUUUGUCAGCCUUUUGACUGAAAAUGGAGGCACCAAGGAUGAUCUGAGGCUCCCUACUGAUGAAACUCUGCUUUCCCAGAUUAAAGCUGGAUUCGAUGACGGGAAGGACCUGAUUGUUAGUGUGAUGUCUGCCAUGGGUGAGGAGCAGAUCUGUGGUCUGAAGGAUAUCGGUGGCAAGAACUAGAGCUGCAUUGCCACUGUUGGUUAUUUAUCUGGUCGUCUAUCUGGAAGGUGGUGUGAUGAUGAUAUAAGCGUGUUUGGUUGUGAGUAACAUGCUUCUGGACUGCCGUUUUGUCUUGCCGUUUAUGCAGAGUGAUUUGGAUGUACCUUUGCUAUCUGUAAUGUUCUUUUGAACCAAGUAGCUUGGCUACACCUCAAUCGAAAUCAUUUGCAUCAGAUGAUAACUGGGCUUUCA
Panicum hallii is the source of this 894-nucleotide messenger RNA. Its product is annotated as eukaryotic translation initiation factor 5A-4. Gene Ontology annotation, molecular function: RNA binding; translation elongation factor activity; ribosome binding. Gene Ontology annotation, biological process: positive regulation of translational termination; positive regulation of translational elongation. Lineage: Eukaryota; Viridiplantae; Streptophyta; Magnoliopsida; Poales; Poaceae. The coding region runs from base 178 to 663 and encodes 161 amino acids. The record is from RefSeq and is a predicted model, not a curated record. The transcript has 6 exons.